GACGGGAUUCCGCAGAUCUCCAGGAGCCCAGCCAGACGACAUGAUCACACCACAUCGCGCCACUUGCCGCCCGGUGGCACGGUGGCGGAUCGGAAGGGCGACCAUGGAACAUUGAAUGCACCCCUUGCCUGAGAGGAGGCCCAGCGAGGGAGGGAUGUCUGCAAGCCCUGGCUCCGUUGCGAAAGCCGUCUCGGCCCGGCACGUGGAUUUGGGCUCACCCCUCGCGCGGCCCGCGGCGACCAUGGCGCCCGAACAGCAGCCGAGCGAGGACCCCGAGGCUUGCCCGGCGCAGCCGCGCGCCGAAACUGCCAGCGCACCCGAAGGCCCGCCGCCCGCGGCGCCGGCCGCCGGCGGCGGCCCGACGCCCCCGCACGGCGGCGCCUCCGUGCAGACCGUGGCGAGCGACGCCUCGGGGAGCAGCUCCACCGGUGGCCCCGCGCAGGCGUCGGCAGAAGGUUCCGGCGUCUCCAGGCGGCUCCGCAGGGAGAUCACCUGGGCCCCCGGGCUGCAGGGGCCGG
Messenger RNA from Prorocentrum cordatum, 518 nucleotides. Lineage: Eukaryota; Dinophyceae; Prorocentrales; Prorocentraceae. The record is from the annotation of a GenBank genome assembly.